This is a messenger RNA of Aspergillus candidus, 725 nucleotides long. RefSeq names its product ribosomal protein P2 (gene aspf8). The coding region runs from base 113 to 436 and encodes 107 amino acids. The transcript is spliced from 3 exons. NCBI's taxonomy places the organism in Eukaryota, Fungi, Ascomycota, Eurotiomycetes, Eurotiales, Aspergillaceae. The record is from RefSeq and is a predicted model, not a curated record. Gene Ontology annotation, biological process: cytoplasmic translational elongation. Gene Ontology annotation, cellular component: cytosolic large ribosomal subunit; ribosome. Gene Ontology annotation, molecular function: structural constituent of ribosome.
UCUGUCUCCAUCGCUAAAUAUCCCUCCCAGCGAACUCGACGUUUCAGUCUCCGCCCAACUUGCGGUUAAAUCGAUUGAUUCUCGUGUUCUUAUUUCAUAAACCCGAUUCAAAAUGAAGCACCUCGCCGCUUACCUGCUCCUCGGCCUCGCCGGCAACGAGUCUCCCUCCGCUGCCGACAUCAAGGGCGUUCUGUCCGCCGUCGGCAUUGAUGCCGAUGAGGACCGUCUCUCCAAGCUCCUCUCCGAGCUUGAGGGCAAGGACAUCAACGAGCUGAUCGCCCAGGGCUCCGAGAAGCUUGCUUCCGUUCCCUCCGGUGGUGCCGGCGCUGCUGCUGCCGCCCCUGCCGCCGCCGCCGGUGGUGACGCUCCCGCCCAGGAGAAGGAGGAGGAGAAGGAGGAGUCCGAUGAGGACAUGGGCUUCGGUCUCUUCGACUAAGCGUAUCGUCUCGUACGAACCUCCAAAAGAAAAAUACGGUGAUUUAUGGGGGCACAGAAGUCUGGCGGUUCUUUUCAGUCUUGGGAGGAAAUUCGCCCAGGAAACUGGGCCAGCCUGCAUUUUCAGGCUGUUCUGAUGCAGUGACGAUUCAUGCAUACGGGAGCUGGAAAGAGCUUUUAGCUAAUUCAGAUUAUCUGACCUCCACCACUUGUUUCCCUCGUAGGUUAAGUAUCGAUGAUAGUUUGAUGAUCACUGCGGAGUAUAACACUGUAUGUGUAGUCGCGCUAGG